Messenger RNA from Cercocebus atys (sooty mangabey), 1278 nucleotides. RefSeq names its product serpin peptidase inhibitor, clade B (ovalbumin), member 12 (gene SERPINB12). The coding region runs from base 1 to 1278 and encodes 425 amino acids. The transcript has 7 exons. Gene Ontology annotation, molecular function: serine-type endopeptidase inhibitor activity. NCBI's taxonomy places the organism in Eukaryota, Metazoa, Chordata, Mammalia, Primates, Cercopithecidae. Gene Ontology annotation, biological process: negative regulation of endopeptidase activity. The record is from RefSeq and is a predicted model, not a curated record.
AUGGACUCUCUUGUUGCAGCAAACACCAAAUUUUGCUUUGAUCUUUUGCAAGAGAUAAGCAAAGAUGAUCAUCAUAAAAACGUAUUUUUCUCUCCCCUGAGCCUCUCAGCUGCCCUUGGUAUGGUCCGCUUGGGGGCUAGAAAUGAGAGUGCACAUCAGAUUGAUGAGGUACUACACUUCAACGAAUUUUCCCAGGAUGAAAGCAAAGAACCUGACCCCUGUCUGAAAAGCAACAAACAAAAAGUGCUGGCUGACAGCUCUCUGGAGGGGCAGAAGAAAACGACAGAGCCUCUGGAUCAGCAGGCUGAGUCCUUAAACAAUGAGAGUGGGCUGGUCAGCUGCUACUUUGGGCAGCUUCUCUCCAAAUUAGACAGGAUCAAGACUGAUUACACACUGAGUAUUGCCAACAGGCUUUAUGGAGAGCAGGAAUUCCCAAUCUGUCAGGAAUACUUAGAUGGUGUGAUUCAGUUUUACCACACGACAAUUGAAAGUGUUGAUUUCAGAAAAAACACUGAAAAUGCCAGACAAGAGAUUAACUUCUGGGUUGAAUGUCAAUCUCAAGGUAAAAUCAAGGAACUCUUCAGCAAGGACACUAUUAAUGCUGAGACUGUGCUGGUCCUGGUGAAUGCUGUUUACUUCAAGGCCAAAUGGGAAAAUUAUUUUGAUCAUGAGAACACAGUGGAUGCACCUUUCUGUCUAAAUGAGAAUGAAAACAAGAGUGUGAAGAUGAUGACGCAAAAAGGCCUCUACAGAAUUGGCUUCAUAGAGGAGGUGAAGGCACAGAUCCUGGAAAUGAGGUACACCAAGGGGAAGCUCAGCAUGUUCGUCCUGCUGCCGUCUCACUCUAAAGAUAACCUGAAGGCUCUGGAAGAGCUUGAAGGGAAAAUCACCUAUGAAAACAUAGUGGCCUGGAGCAGCUCAGAAAACAUGUCAGAAGAAUCGGUGGUCCUGUCCUUCCCCCGGUUCACCCUGGAAGACAGCUAUGAUCUCAAUUCCAUUUUACAAGACAUGGGCAUUACAGAUAUCUUUGAUGAAACGAGGGCUGAUCUUACCGGAAUCUCUCCAAGUCCCAAUUUGCACUUGUCAAAAAUCAUCCACAAAACCUUUGUGGAGGUGGAUGAAAAUGGCACUCAGGCAGCUGCAGCCACUGGGGCUGUUGUCUCGGAAAGGUCACUACCAUCUUGGGUGGAGUUUAAUGCCAACCACCCUUUUCUCUUUUUCAUUAGACACAACAAAACCCAAACCAUUCUCUUUUAUGGCAGGGUCUGCUCUCCUUAA